UUCUUUAGGGGGGGCUUUUGGUCAUUAGCUCCACAACCGUAAUUUGAACAAAUCUAACGGGUUAAUGAACAACAUGACCCCAACGCAUUGAAUCACGGACCCAGUGAACAACCGAGAGGAAACCGAAUAAAUACUGUUAAUCUAAAAUGAAAGCCUCAAACUAGGUUUAUAAGUGUUUAGUAAGAUUUAAUGUUUGAUCAGGUGAGGGGUGUUGAAGGCUGAAGCUAGACGCUGUAUCCUUGUGAUUUCUUUUAAGUGUACUUUAAGAUGAAGGCCAAAAAGAAGAAGAGGCAGGACGAUUUCCAAAAAGUCAAGCUUAAAGUAGGAAAGAAGAAGCCCAGAGCUGAUAAUGCCACCAACACCAACUUUCGUACAAGAGGAAUCAGUCUGCCUGAGCAGCUAAAGAGAGAAACAAGUGGCCCCACAACUCACAAACAGCUGGGCAUCAAUGAGCUUCUGUCUCAGCUGCAUCAUUACAAUGCCAACGUGAAACACGGUGCCUUGUUGGGGUUGAAAGAGUUGCUGUCUCUGAGUCCCUCUUUGUUAGAUCAGCAUCUUUCACGCCUGCUCUCAGAGGUCGCAGCUGUUCUCACAGACAAGGAUGGAAACGUUCGCGUGGCGGCUACCCGCGUUCUUAGGUUUGUUGCACAGUCUGUGCCAGCAGAACGAGUGGCUCCGUUUUUUCCACUCCUCAGCGCUCACCUCACCUGUGCUAUGACCCACAUUGAGCCGGGCAUCCAGGAGGACGCCAUGAAUGUUCUGGACAUCUUCCUGGAAUAUUACCCCUCUCUGCUGGCCUCUCGGCCUGCGGUGCUCCUCACAAACUUUCUGGAGCAGAUCUCUCACAGGCAGAGCUCUGGAGGCAUCAGGAAGACCCUGGAUGCCAAAGGGCGAACCUGGGCGCUCUCAGUCCACCCGGACAGGAGGGUGACCAGCCAGCAGUGGCGGCUGUCUGUCCUUCUCAGACUUGGGAACUUUCUUCAAGCUGUUGUUGAGGAAAGACCCACAGAGGAGGGGGACUUGUCUGUGCGAACCGAAGGAGUGUUUGGUUCAAGUGGAAAGCACGGCCUUAGCCCUCUGAAUCUGAAGUGGGAGGAGUUGAUUUACAAAAAGAUCGACGUUAAGGUGUAUGAAAAUUCUGGGGCCAAACCCACUCCCCACUCCACCUUUAAACUUAGACCAGAGGUGGACACUGGCGGUGUGGGCAGUGAGAGUCUGGAAUCAGCAGAGUCCAUUCAGAUGUUUGCGGCUACGCUGGUACCUCUGCUGCUGGAGGUCUGGGUGGAGGCCUGCGCCGGAGACCGCACCUGGAACAGCUCCGAGGGGGCCCACCUCCUCACACCCGACGCCAUGUCUGUAAUGUUCCAAGUCUUAACUAUUCUACAGCUGCUUAGAAAACUUCCCACCCAGCGUGAAAACCAGGACGCACUGGAUGCAUGGUUCCGUAAGGAAUAUCUUGGAGAUUUUAAACAACACUUCAUGAAAAACUUUCCCUAUGGUCUUCGGGACACACCCAAACAUAAGAGAAAAAUUGAUCUCAAAAGGAGCAAACAGAGUGCGGCCAUUCCUGCCCCCACUGUGGAGCCCCUGGCCUUAAACAUCACCCUCUGCCAGGUCAUGGUUUCCCUAAGCCAGAAGCAGGGUCCGGGUCAGGAGGCUGACGGAGACUGGCUGUCUCCGCUGAGGGCUUUUAUUCGGGACACCCUGGGGAACGGUGUGAGGUUGAGCUACAGGCAGCUACACAUGCUGCUGGGCACCGUGUGGAAGAUGGUGCUCACGCAGAGGAGCAGAGUGACAGAGGAGCUGCUGGCAGCCGUUUACAUCUACUAUAAGCAGAAGAACCUGCCGCUUCAGACCAGAUCUCUGCUGCUCUCCUUCUACAGCAAACUCUACCUGCAGGAACAAGGACACGCACACAUUUCCAGGAGCAAGGUGCUUUGCAGAUGGCUGGCCUCUCUUCCUGUGCAGUUGUCCCAGCUGGGCCACCGUAACCCGACGCUGUCUGCUCAGCUGAUCAUUUCCAUCCAGGCCGCAGCCUCUCGGGGAAAUAAAGACCUUCUCAACAGUCUGCAGACAUACGCCUGCAGGCUUUAUGAUCCUCAGGAUGGGGUUGUGGUGCUGCUACCAGCAGAGUCCCAGCAGCGAAUGGUGCAGCUGCUCUAUUUCCUCCCCAAGAUGCCCCAACCUCUGCUGGCCAACCUGAGCGGCUGCUGCACCGCCGGACGCAUCUCUGCAGGCCUCGCUGCCUCUCUUAUCCGUAUCAUACACUUUAGGUCGUCUCUCAGUGGCUGGUCGGUCGGGACCCAGGAAGCGGCUCUGCAGGACGUCGACUACAUCAGCUUCCUGUUCUCCACCCUGGCAGGCUUCUCGUCCGAACACCUCUCUGCCCUGCAGGAGGACGAGACGGCCCUGCUUGCCUCCUCACUCUCACCCCUCUGCCUCUACCAAACACCUCAGGAGCAGUUUACACAUCACUGGGAUGUUGUGGAGGAGGUGUGCCACUGUCUGGAGACCAUCGGAUCAAAGUCUCAAUGCUUUGACAUUCUGCAAAAUGGCAUUUUCAAAUACCUGAUGAAGUUGGAGGUGGUUCCUGACAGCAUGGCGGCUGGGCUGCUGAGAGCCGUUUCCAGAUUAUUAGAUCUGUCCAUCCUGCCUGUUGAGCAGUUGCUGCGUUUCUUGUCCCAGUGCUGCCUCAGCCUGCUGGUGCUCCUCGUCAUCCUGCAGCAGCAUGUCCCCACUGAAGCCAACCACAAAAGGGAAGCCAUCUGGACUUCCUGUGUGACGGCCCUCAGCAGCGUUCCUCGCCUGCUGCGGAUGGUUCUGCAGUCCAUGCAUGUAGGGGACCUAAGUGCGGAGGAGCUGCCGCAGCUCGGGCAGAUCCUCUCCAUGCUGCUGCAGCAUACUCCACUGCACAACCAGCUGAUGGCUAACACCGUGCUGCUGCAAGAGCUCAUCCAGAAUCUGACGAGGUUCUCCAGGGGAGCGCCCAGAGAGCAGUGGCUGACAGAUUUGCUCUACUGUUACAGCGUCACCAUGGCCCACGGCUCCUCUGCUCACCGUGGAAGUAUGGGCCUCAGAGACAUGUACUAACUUCAGCCGUUUAGCGAUGAUGGGGGGUCAACAAACCCAACUCUCAUUAGCACACUUUUUUUUUCUGCUUCAUGUUCACAUAAAGAAACUUCACCUUGUCACUCCUCUGAGUAACAUUUUCCCAGCAGGAAACUUUUGUAUUAAAAUAAAGGAAAAUAAAGACAA
Cyprinodon tularosa is the source of this 3255-nucleotide messenger RNA. It is a transcript of the gene tex10, whose product is annotated as testis expressed 10. The record is from RefSeq and is a predicted model, not a curated record. Lineage: Eukaryota; Metazoa; Chordata; Actinopteri; Cyprinodontiformes; Cyprinodontidae. The transcript is spliced from 16 exons. The coding region runs from base 268 to 3090 and encodes 940 amino acids. Gene Ontology annotation, cellular component: MLL1 complex; nucleus.